AUGGGCGCCGGGGGCCGGCGGGGGGCGGCGGCCGCCCCGCUGCUGCUGGCCGUGGCUGCGCUGCUGGUGGGCGCCGCGGGCCACCUGUAUCCCGGAGAGGUGUGUCCUGGCAUGGACAUUCGCAACAAUCUCACCCGGCUCCACGAGCUGGAGAACUGUUCGGUCAUCGAAGGACAUUUGCAGAUACUGUUGAUGUUCAAAACGAGGCCCGAGGAUUUCCGAGACCUCAGUUUCCCCAAACUCAUCAUGAUCACCGAUUACCUGCUGCUCUUCCGGGUCUAUGGGCUUGAGAGCCUGAAGGACCUGUUCCCCAACCUCACGGUCAUCCGGGGCUCGCGCCUGUUCUUUAACUACGCGCUGGUCAUCUUCGAGAUGGUCCAUCUCAAGGAGCUCGGCCUCUACAACCUGAUGAACAUCACGCGGGGCUCCGUCCGCAUCGAGAAGAACAACGAGCUCUGCUACCUGGCCACCAUCGACUGGUCGCGUAUCCUGGAUUCCGUGGAGGAUAAUUACAUCGUGCUGAACAAAGACGACAACGAGGAGUGUGGGGACAUCUGUCCGGGAUCCGCGAAGGGCAAGACCAACUGCCCUGCCACUGUUAUCAACGGGCAGUUUGUGGAGCGGUGUUGGACUCAUAGCCAUUGCCAAAAAGUUUGCCCGACCAUCUGCAAGUCGCAUGGCUGCACUGCCGAAGGCCUCUGCUGCCACAGUGAGUGCCUGGGCAACUGCUCAGAGCCCGAUGACCCCACCAAGUGCGUGGCCUGCCGCAACUUCUACCUGGAUGGCAGGUGUGUGGAGAGCUGCCCGCCACCCUUCUACCACUUCCAGGACUGGCGCUGCGUGAACUUCAGCUUCUGCCAGGACCUGCACAACAAAUGCAAGAACUCACGGAGGCAGGGCUGCCACCAGUACGUCAUUCACAACAACAAGUGCAUCCCCGAGUGCCCCUCCGGGUACACGAUGAAUUCCAGCAACCUCAUGUGCACCCCAUGCUUGGGACCCUGCCCUAAGGUCUGCCACCUCCUGGAAGGGGAGAAGACUAUCGACUCGGUGACGUCCGCCCAGGAGCUCCGAGGGUGCACCGUCGUCAAUGGGAGUCUGAUCAUCAACAUCCGAGGAGGAAACAAUCUGGCAGCUGAGCUAGAGGCCAACCUCGGCCUCAUUGAGGAGAUUACAGGGUAUCUAAAAAUCCGCCGAUCUUACGCUCUCGUGUCACUUUCUUUCUUCCGGAAGUUACGUGUGAUUCGAGGAGAGACCCUGGAAGUUGGGAACUACUCCUUUUAUGCCUUGGACAACCAGAACCUAAGGCAGCUGUGGGACUGGAGCAAACACAACCUCACCAUCACUCAGGGGAAACUCUUCUUCCACUAUAACCCCAAACUGUGCUUGUCAGAAAUCCACAAGAUGGAAGAAGUUUCUGGAACCAAAGGGCGCCAGGAGAGGAAUGACAUUGCUCUGAAGACCAACGGGGACCAGGCAUCCUGUGAAAACGAGUUACUGAAAUUUUCCGACAUUCGGACGUCUUUUGACAAGAUCUUGCUGAGAUGGGAGCCCUACUGGCCCCCCGACUUCCGUGACCUCCUGGGAUUUAUGCUCUUCUACAAAGAGGCCCCGUAUCAGAAUGUGACGGAGUUCGACGGCCAGGAUGCGUGUGGCUCCAACAGCUGGACGGUGGUGGACCUUGAUCCGCCCCCGAGGUCCAACGACCCCAAGUCGCAAAGCCAGCCCGGUUGGCUCAUGCGGGGCCUCAAGCCCUGGACCCAGUAUGCCAUCUUUGUCAAGACCUUGGUCACCUUUUCUGAUGAGCGCCGGACAUACGGGGCCAAGAGCGACAUCAUCUAUGUCCAAACAGAAGCCACCAAUCCUUCCGUACCCCUGGACCCCAUCUCGGUUUCUAACUCCUCCUCCCAGAUCAUUUUGAAGUGGAAGCCCCCCUCCGACCCCAAUGGCAACAUCACACACUACUUGGUUUCUUGGGAGAGGCAGGCCGAAGACAGUGAGCUGUACGAGCUGGAUUAUUGUCUCAAAGGGUUGAAGCUGCCCUCCCGGACCUGGUCCCCACCCUUCGAGUCUGAGGAGUCUCAGAAGCACAACCAGAGUGAGUACGAGGAGUCGGCCGGCGAAUGCUGCUCCUGCCCGAAGACAGACUCUCAGAUCCUGAAGGAGCUGGAGGAGUCUUCGUUUAGGAAGACGUUUGAGGAUUAUCUGCACAAUGUGGUUUUCGUCCCCAGAAAAACCUCUUCAGGGCCUGGCGCGGAGGACACUAGGCCGUCCCGGAAACGCAGGGCCCUGGGCGACAUCAGGAAUGUGACAGCGGCCACGCCCACGAUUCCGGGUUUCCCUAACGCCUCCUCCACCAGUGCGCCCACCAGCCAGGAGGAGCACAGGCCCUUCGAGAAGGUAGUGAACAAGGAGUCGCUGGUCAUCUCUGGCCUACGGCACUUCACCGGCUAUCGCAUUGAGCUGCAGGCUUGCAACCAAGAUGUCCCAGAGGAAAGGUGCAGCGUGUCGGCCUACGUCAGCGCCAGGACCAUGCCCGAAGCCAAGGCUGACGACAUCAUCGGUCCAGUGACCCACGAAAUCUUUGAGAACAAUGUCGUUCACUUGAUGUGGCAGGAACCCAAGGAACCCAAUGGUCUGAUUGUGCUGUACGAAGUUAGUUAUCGGCGAUACGGCGAUGAGGAGCUGCAUGUCUGUGUCUCCCGCAAGCAUUUUGCCCUGGAGCGGGGCUGCCGGCUACGUGGGCUGUCACCUGGGAACUACAGCGUCCGCGUGAGGGCCACCUCCCUGGCAGGCAACGGCUCCUGGACGGAAGUCACCUAUUUCUACGUGACAGACUAUUUGGAUGUCCCAUCUAAUAUCGCAAAAAUUAUCAUUGGCCCCCUCAUCUUUGUCUUUCUCUUCAGCAUCGUGAUUGGGAGUAUCUAUCUCUUCCUGAGAAAGAGGCAGCCAGAUGGGCCUCUGGGACCGCUGUAUGCUUCUUCUAACCCCGAGUACCUCAGUGCCAGCGAUGUGUUUCCAUGUUCUGUGUACGUGCCGGAUGAGUGGGAGGUGCCCCGGGAGAAGAUCGCCCUCCUGCGAGAGCUGGGGCAGGGGUCCUUCGGCAUGGUGUACGAGGGCAACGCCAGGGACAUCGUCAAAGGUGAGGCCGAGACCCGCGUGGCGGUGAAGACGGUUAACGAGUCAGCCAGCCUCCGGGAGCGGAUUGAGUUCCUGAAUGAAGCCUCGGUCAUGAAGGGCUUCACCUGCCAUCACGUGGUCCGCCUCCUGGGGGUGGUGUCCAAAGGCCAGCCGACCCUGGUGGUGAUGGAAUUGAUGGCCCACGGAGACCUGAAGAGCUACCUCCGUGCGCUGCGGCCCGAGGCUGAGAACAACCCCGGUCGCCCUCCCCCUACUCUGCAAGAGAUGAUUCAGAUGGCGGCGGAGAUCGCAGACGGGAUGGCAUACCUGAAUGCCAAGAAGUUUGUGCACCGGGACCUUGCAGCUCGAAAUUGCAUGGUCGCCCAUGAUUUCACGGUCAAAAUUGGAGACUUUGGAAUGACCAGAGACAUCUAUGAAACGGAUUACUACCGGAAAGGUGGUAAGGGCCUGCUCCCCGUGCGGUGGAUGGCUCCGGAAUCACUAAAGGAUGGAGUCUUCACCACUUCUUCCGAUAUGUGGUCCUUUGGUGUGGUCCUUUGGGAAAUCACCAGCUUGGCAGAACAGCCUUACCAAGGCCUGUCUAACGAACAGGUAUUGAAAUUUGUCAUGGAUGGAGGGUAUCUGGAUCAACCCGACAACUGUCCAGAAAGAGUCACCGACCUGAUGCACAUGUGCUGGCAGUUCAACCCCAAGAUGCGGCCAACCUUCCUGGAGAUCGUCGACCUGCUCAAGGACGACCUGCACCCAAGCUUUCCGGAAGUUUCCUUCUUCCACAGCGAGGAGAACAAAGCUCCUGAGAGUGAGGAUCUGGAGAUGGAGUUUGAAGACAUGGAGAGCAUUCCCCUGGAUCGCUCCUCACACUCCCAGAGGGAUGAGGUGGGGGGCCUGGACAGCAGGUCCUCGCUGGGCCUAAAGCGGAACUACGAGGAGCACAUACCCUACACCCACAUGAACGGGGGCAAGAAAAACGGGCGGAUUCUGCCCCUGCCACGGUCGAAUCCUUCCUAACAGUGCCUGUUGGGGAGGGGCUCCUGUCUCUGCUUUCCUCUGGUGUGAAGGCCUCCAGAAAACUCAGGAUACUCCCAACUCUGCCGCAGUGUCAAACAGAGCUCAGAGAUAAUUACAUACAUUUCUGUGCAUCUUAUGACUUAAAACACAUUUGUUUGAUUGCCAAUUUGACUAGCUGUCAGUGGAUUUAACUGUGAACAUAGAAGGGAAGGAGUUUCCACAGCUGCUGUACUUUUGGCAACUGUGGUUCCAAGCCAGGAUGGAUGUUAUUAUUUUUUUUUUUCUAGUAGAUUGAAAGAAAGGAAGCACCUGUUUUUACCAAGAUUUUUGUUUUUGUUUUUUUGUUUGCUUAUUUGUUUUUGCUGGUGUCUGAGCUACAGUAUAAAACAUAAAACUCAUUUGUGGAACAAAAGUUUGAAAGAAAAAAACCUGUUCCAGUGGAAUUCCAAGCUUUAGAGAGUGCGCUUCAGGGAGGUUUUUCUCAUCCAGGCUGAAGGAUUUUUUUUCUACAGAAUCAGUUUUCUCAAAUUGACCAAUAGCUGCUGCUUUCAUACUUUUUCAUAAGGGUCUGCUGUCCCAGUGUGUGCUUGUGUGCGUGUGUAUGUGUGUGUCCAGUUUACACAUAGCUGAUGUGUGUGUGCCAGGUAUCCAAGCUGGUUUGGCGCUUUCGGGUUGGCUCGUGGAAGUUCUGUUCUUUUUGAGUGUGUGAGCCCAUUUCCCCACUUUCCUUCUUAUUUACUGGGAGAAUGUACCCUUGACAGAUUCUUCUUGUGUCUGAUGUCAAACCUCAGGAGACUCCUCUCCCAUGAUGUUGCUGAAAAAUGUUUUCCGGGAGCCAAGGGAGUAGAUUUGGUUUGGAGUGAUGGAUCUUUUCAAGAUCAAACAAAGCCAAGACAAAAAACAAAAAAACAACUAUGAUGACAGAGUUUUGAGAAUAUAUUUGUGACAUUUAAUGUUUUAAAAUCUUUGGCAUUCAUUUCAUAAGUUAUUGAAUGUUUUCCGGGGGUUGCGGGUUGGUCUGCCUGUGUGGACAGGGGGAGCAAGACAUGAGUGGUGUCUUUGUUUGGUCUUAAAGGCAUCCAUUUUCCGGGAGUAAAGCCACAUUAGCUGCUAGCCCUUUUGGAUGUUGUGAAGCCCCAAUGUGGGUGUAGGUAGACUGAGUUUUACGAAUGGUUUGGUUGGGACAGUGCAUCCUGCUGGAAGGUUCCUGUCCAGUUAAACUGUUGGUGACCUUGAGCCAAACCCUGCCAUCCCCACCUCCUGUGGCUCUGUGGUCUUUUGAUUCCCUGUGUAUAUCUUACACACUUCCUUCCCUGGGUGUACAUUUUCGACAGUUAUUGUGCAAACACAAGAAAAUCAAAUCCCAGAGAGCAGUGACACGGAUGAACUUUGAGAACACUAAGCAAUAUAAAGCAAGAUGCACCAAGAAUGCCUGUCAGUCCCCUCAACUAAUUGGGCCAUCUGAUUGCCCAUCUGGAAGGACUGACCUUCCAGAAGCUGCUUUGCACCCAGGAACCUCAGCUUGUCAGGUGUGGGACCCGAGCAGAACUCUCAGGUUUCCAUGACAUUGCAACCCCCAAGAGAGUGGAGUCUGCAGAAGAAACCAGGAAAGGACCCUCACACCACUCAGAAAUUAUGAAUGGAUAAAUGGGCAUGAAUCUAUGGUUUCUUGUCUUUGGGAAAAGAACCGCAGCUGCUCAAAUACAGAACACAGUGAACUUGUUACUUGGGUUCAUCACAAUCACCCAUGGAUUGCCUCUGAGUGCAUUUUCUCAGCAAAUUUUCAAUUGCUUUCUUCUCUUCUUCUGCUUAAGAGUUGUGGGAUUAAGAACAGGAUAGAGAUGUAAUGUUGAUCUCCAAGCCUUCUCAAUUCUUAAUGAAGAACACAGGUAGACACAAAUCCCAACUGUCUGUUGCUAUCUUAUUUAUAUGAUUUUAGGAAUUAAAGUGUGUAAAAUAUUUCUGGUGAGCAUCAGUGAUUGGAUACAAGAAGCAAGAGUAAAAAAUUAUUUUUGCCAAAUUUAUUUUGUAAAUACUAGAGGGUCUGUACGUAAAUUAUAAAACACGUAGAUCUAGGUAUUUUGUUCUUUUCAUAGUAAAUUUGUAGUGGCCAUAUACUUCAUUAGCAGCAAUUUUCACCUUUUUCUAAUUCAGAAAGGUUUUCUUAUAUUAGGAAAAAAUUAUUUAUUUUAAUAUAUAGAAUCACUGUAAAAUUCACUUUCGUAAAAAAUGGAGUGCAUGUAAAUUUUUAUCAAAGGAAAAUAAACAGGUGGAGUGGGUAAUGAUUUUUUUUUUUUUUUUUUUUCAGCACAGUCUACCUCAGUGUACUAUUAGGGUGUGGUUCAAUAAUGAACAUCUUAAGACUUCAGAAUUCUGCCUGGAUCCUGUCUGAAUCAGAGAAAGUUUAUGUGGGCUGAUUCUGAACAUCUGGGACCAGUAAGAAUUUUGAGGGAGGGAGUCAGGAUGGAGAAGGCAUGGCCUUUUUUGUGAGCACAGAUUGUUUUUCUCCUGGCUGGCAAUAUUCUACUCUGAUUUCAAUCUUCCCGUAUUUUAUCUUAUUUGAUUUUUGAUCCUCCAUCUAUUGACACUGUGCUCCCCACCAUGAGACAAGUUUUGGGCCGUUCAUGAUUUAUCUGAUGUGUGGGGACCCCGGCCUGGUCUACCCUCAUUGGGAGGGUGAGAGACUUGGUGAGAAGUGGGUGCCCCAUCUUCUGCUGGGGCAAGACAGGCCUUGUGUAGAGCAGGCUUUUUUGCUUCCCCACUGUCUCCCUCUAAUGAGCAGCAAGGUGCCCUGUGGUUCUUCAGUGGAUUAUUUCUACUCCUUUCAAGCUGAGGAUGCUCUUUGAGGGGCAAAAUGAAUUGUACUCAUGGGCGCCUCAUACAAAACACUCAAUGCAACAUCCCUUUUAGUCUUUGAGUGGAAAGGAGACAUUUUGAGAAAUCCCAGUCCAAAACACAAUAGCAUGCUUAACACAUCUUUUAAGCAACAAAACCUUGGAUCCCCCUCUUUUGGGUGUGGCUGACCUCAAACUGAUACUAUUUGACCCUUUUGGCUUUGAGGACCACAUGCAAGUUGGGGCAGGGCUGGCAGGGCAUGAUUGACCUCAUUAAACCUUGCUGCUUUUGUUAUAAUUUUAGGCAGGCCCACCAGACUUGUCCUUCUCUACCUGCCCAGGGGAGGAGUAGAGCAGGGAGAGGGGUCCUGCCCUGUGUAUUGGGAUUGUGCCAACUUUAUUGUGCUGUCUCUACAAGCACAGUGAAAAGAGCCAGCAGCUACUGGGUCACAAGCCUCCUUUUGCAUUAGAAAAUGUUGGCUUGGUAACAAUUCAACUUUCAUCCUAUAAGGUCCUGGUUGUUCUGUGGGUUUUUAGCAAUGGGUUAAGAAAAGCAACAAAGCCUUACUCAGGCUGAAGCUUUUUGUUGUUCAUUUUUUGAAAGAUGAUUCACUGUCAUUAAACCCUUUUUCAUUCAUUUGGUGAAAUCCACAUAAUGAUUUCUUCUUCCAGGAGGAAAAUCAUAAACACAUCACUUUCUCCUUGGAUCAAUGAUGUCAAACACACAUCCAAAAAUGUUCGCAUUCUGAGUGUUGUCCUGGGCAUGUCUUUUUAUGGUAGUAGGAAGGGGGAGUGGUGCUGGUUCUCUGGAAAUAGGCUUAGCACAACCGAGAGGAAAUCUGAGAAUUGAAGUAAGAGUCUUUGCUUAGAAUCCUGUUAGCACUGGGGUUCGUGCCACCAACCUGAUGGACAGGUCUUCCACUGUCUCCCACCAGGGUGGACAAUCUGCGAUGAAACUACAUGUUGAGUUGGGAGGUAUUUGCUUGUAGCAUUGUAACACUGGUCUCUGGGCAGGAACCCUGUCAGGGGUUACUCAUGAUGGCCAUUUGGGUAACUGAUUUGAUGUGCUAUAGUCCCAGUUGACAAUCAUUUUUCUAUUUCACGAUGGGAAAGGGGGCAGAAGCUUGGGGUUAAUUGUCUUUUAGAUGCCACCUUGUGUGUCCUUGGACACCUCAAAUUCUUUAUUGUUUAUGUUAGGGGCAGGAAAAGGGGGAUGCUGAUUUCAUAAAAUUGCAUGUAGAGUGGUACCACUUCAGAAAACCUUCCAGAAUGUUCUUCACAAUAUUGAUUUAAACCAGGGGUAAGGAUUGGAAUGGAAAGAACAAAUCAAAAUUGAACCGAAAACAUGUGAUGAACUUUCAGGGGCUGUGACUAAAAGCGAAUGUUUCCUUAGGGGUUCCCCAGAAAAGAGGGAAAUGAGUUUGAGCUCAGUGUCACCUUCUGAUACCAGCUAAGGCCUGAAACCAGGCUCUAGCCACAUUUUUGAGGAGGUGUGAGCCAUUACAAUCCUUGUUAAAAAGCAGAUCAUGGAGCUGGGGCUCCUGGUCCUGUAUCAGAAGGAAGGAAUAGCCCAGAAAUGAGUGUGUCCUCAUACACAUUCAUUCAGGUGAGGCUCAGUUUAGUCUUUACACAGACUUUGUGUCAAAGUUGCUGCUCCUUGCUUUUUCAUGUGCCUGGGUGGCCUCGGUUCUGUGUCUGCAGACACCUCCUGACAAUAUUACUUGGGUCUUGCUUUCCUCCCUCUGCAGUCAGCAGAGCAGGGAAAAUAUGCUGUGGCUUACUAUGAAAACAACUCAGAAACACAGAACCCACAGAAAGCUCAAUGAUUAUUUUUUCAACGUUUUCCUACAAGAGCCAAGUAGUGACCUGUACAGAAAAUACUUUUUUGGAGUAUUGAAAUUGUUCCACAUGUAAAAUAUUGGAUAAUUACCUGUUUAUAUUAAAAUUCUGAAUAAAUUAUCUGAGAAUUCUC
This is a messenger RNA of Choloepus didactylus (southern two-toed sloth), 8955 nucleotides long. It is a transcript of the gene INSR, whose product is annotated as insulin receptor. The transcript has 22 exons. Gene Ontology annotation, molecular function: ATP binding; insulin receptor activity; phosphatidylinositol 3-kinase binding. The record is from RefSeq and is a predicted model, not a curated record. Gene Ontology annotation, biological process: glucose homeostasis; cell surface receptor protein tyrosine kinase signaling pathway; positive regulation of phosphatidylinositol 3-kinase/protein kinase B signal transduction. Gene Ontology annotation, cellular component: insulin receptor complex; axon; membrane. Lineage: Eukaryota; Metazoa; Chordata; Mammalia; Pilosa; Megalonychidae. Bases 1 to 4149 code for a protein of 1382 amino acids.